AACUUUGGUUACAAAAAUAAAACUCAAUUGCUUAUUUUUAUCAUAAAAUUGACCUUUUAUUGAAUCAAAAACAACACUUUAUUGUUUUUUAUUUUAUUUAAUGUUAAUCAUUAAUACAGUUUUUAACUUAUACAGCCACAAAGUUGGGCUACAGAGUUUUCAAUAGUUUUAUUGUGAAAGAAAUGCCCGGAAGCAGUAUGUUUUAUCCUCUUGUCUUUAACAGAAAAAAGUUUAGAUGUUAUGUAUGUGUGGGUUUUCCUAUACUUUUGACGACUCUUUCCUCGAUAAUGUUCAGUUUUCGCGAUUAUAAAUUAUGAACUUGUGCAAAAUCGAACAAAAGACGCAACUUUUUUCGUCAAACUUGAACAGGGAAAGAAGAUGUUCCCGCUGUGGAAAAUCCUUAGGAAAAAUUGGGAUUUUCUUCCCCCCUUUCUUUGCGUUAACGGCGAGAGCAUGAUAAUCGUUGCGGUCAGUCAGCUAGCGGCUGUCUUAGCUGGUAGCAAAUAGUCACGAAUGUUGCGACUCCGAGUGAUCGUGGGAACUCUGACGAUAUGGAUGUUUUUCCUGAGUUUUCUCCGGGUUUUAAGCCUGCUUUCGCCGUCUUUGUCGCCCUUAUGCCGCCGUCUCCAUGUAAGGUCGCCGGUACCGGAGGCUGGACAUCCUCCGGGCUGUAACGGGACAUGUCGGGCUUCACCACCGCUCACACCUCCUGCGUUGUACUCAGGGAAACAUUGGAACUUUUGCACUGAACAAGAUGGGCUGCGUAUCCAGAAAGGCAAGACUAAAGCAGAAUCAGGUGACUCCGCCCUGUCAGGUCCGGUGGGAUUCCGGGAGCUGUUUUCUGAAGAAAGGCCGGUCUCCUCUUCAGCCCCUCGUGGUCUCUGGGGACACUCUCUGUUCUCGUUCCUUAACUUCAUAUCAAACGCUGUUCUGGUCAGGAGCAGCAGAAACACUCUGACCAGACAAAGCCCUCAUCACAGCCUGCCUCAGGUUCAGAAUGUGUCGAGUCCAUCGUCCUUUUCAGUGAAUUUUAGGAAAUGUGCUCAGGUGAACCUCCAUGCAGAUCCUCCUCAGCUGACCUUCUUCCUGCUGAUCCAUAACACGGGUUCGGCGGGUGGAGCCAACCUGUUUCAGAUGGUGAUCCGGGACUCGGUUUCAGGAAUAACUCCCAUCAGAACGGAUGGCAGAGUGGUGGAAAGAGGCUUCCAGAUGUUUGCGAUCGAUUCACUGAAGGCUGGAUCUCAUGUUUCUGUUAACUAUACUGCUUUUGUAAGAAGUCACAAGAGUGAAGUCCUCGAGCUUCCUGCUUUCCUGACUUUCUCAAACGCCUCCCAGAAUGACAUCUGCAUGUUUGGUCCUUUACAAGCCAACCUGACGUUGAGGCUAAAUUCCAGUGAUGCUAUUUAUCCGAACCAUCGAGUCCAUUUUGCUGGCUUUGCUGCUGGAUUCUUUGUGGCCUUGGUUCUUCUGUCGCUGGGGUUUCUGGCCAUGAACCUGGCUGGUUCCACCACAGCACUGAGUCUCCUCCAGCAGAGAAGAAACAGAGGCGAUUCAGACCCUGAGUAUGCAGACUGCAGCAUGAGCGAGGCCAUCAAAGAUGAAGCCACAUUUGAAGACAAGAUGGUGGAUGUCAUGGUGCUGGAAGAACCUCACAACAUGUACCAAGCUUUGGAAAACAUUGAAAUGUCGACGCUGCUGCGCGCCACCAGCAACCUGGAGCUCAUCCGGAUUCAGAUCUACAAAGACGUGAUGUCCUGCUUGCUUGGCGGUCUGCGUUCUCAGGGUCAGACCAGCAGCCAGGCCCACCAGAGGCUGCUCAGCGUGCUUCAUGGGCAGCUGCUGGGCAUGGAGGGCCGCCUGAAGGAGGAGCGCGGAGAACGCAUGGCGGCCCUCGCCGGUCAUUGUAAUCUGGAGACCCGGGAGGAAAUGGAAGCAGAGCAUCACAGAGAAGCUGCAGAGAAGGCCCGAGCAGAGCGGCUCUGUCAGCACGCAGACCAGCAGGAGCUCCUGCGCUGCAGUGUCCUCCUGGAGAAGCUGCACAAGCUGAGCCAGAGUCGGCUUCAGCGCGCGCUCCUGGUGCGGCACGAAGAAGCCUCGGCGAAGGUGCAGCGGCAGAUCGUGGAGCGGAGGCGGGUGGAGCUGCACAAGAUCUUCUCCGAGGAACUGGAAGAGGCCGUGAGGAUGGGCGAGCUGGAGAAGAGCGCCGCACAAAGUCUCCAGCACAAAUACUUCACCUGUCAGGAUGAGCUGGAGGAGGUGCUGGACGUGGUCCUCGCCAACCAGCGGUACGUGCUGUCUGAACGCAGCGCACAGAGACGGUUCCUGGUGCACAGCCUGCACAGCCUCAACGGCCUGAUUUCAGACUCCUUCUCCUCCACCUCCAGCAGCCUUGACAGCUGGUUUACUCACAUCAGGAGAGGGAGUCUCAUUCCUGCAGAGCAGAUGGAGCAGCUGCAGGAGAAGGCCCAGAAGGAGCUUGUGACGGUCCGACAGAGACUGGACGAAACGCUGAACCAAGAGAGGAGAGCCAUGCGCUGUGGACUGAUCAAGAGGAGGAGGGAGCUCAUCUCUGGCAUGGUGAUGCUGCACAAACAGAGACAGAGGGAUUUGUCGAGCGGGUGUCGAGAUCAGGAGGAAACGGUAGAUGUGGGACAGCAUCUGCGCUGUUGGCGGGACUUGUUGACGUCUCACAGCUUGGAGCUUGCAGAGCUCAUCAACAACCUGGAUGAAGAAGCUGCUGCAGACAUUCGGAAGAUGACCAUGGGGGUGAUACAGGGGGCCUUAGCUGAAGCCAAAACCAUCCAGCCGUCAGCAGCUCAAGCCAUGCUGGCACUGCUGCCUCCAGGAGCUAAACUCCCCUCAGUACCGCCGGAACCAGAGGUGGGACCACGGCAGGCGACUGCACAGGGGACCAGCGCUGUUCUGCAGGGCCAGGACCGGCUCCAUCAGGAGGGCAAGGCGGCCCUACGCACCCUCAGCUGCACCCGGGAGGCGCUGCAGCGAGCCAUGGAGGAGGAGCUGCAGCAGCAGAAGGAGCUGAGGAAGUGCUGCAGGGAUUUCUUCAGCCGUCUGUGUCUCUCCCAGCUGAGUCUGUCAGAGGAGGACCGGCUGAGGAUGAAGCUGGAGUUUCAGAAGUGUCUGUCCGUCAUCGACCGCUGCCUGGUUCUGCCUCAUGCCGUCUCCAGAACCAAGCUACACACCGCCAUGGCGGCAUGGAGGAAGAAGGGCGAGGAGCAGAUGACGUCGAACGGAAAAGCCUGCGAGUCCAGAAAGAAAACAGACGAUCUGCUGCUGUUCCAGACCAGCCUCCAGGAGAGAAUUCAACUGUUCGAGCAGGAGAAAGAAAUGGAGACGGGUUUGAUGGAGCAGGUGUUGGAGGAGAUGCAGAAGGAGAGAUCCGCUCUCCUGCGUUCUCAGACUGACGGUCUCGCCGUUCAGAUGGCUACAAUCCACUACCAGAAGGCUGAGAGAUGGACCACGCUCCUGGAGGCGUCCGGCGCUGCGCUCUCCCUCCAAAGCCUCCUCAUUCAGCUGCUCAGAGAGAGGAAACAUCUGGAGAAGCAGGAGCUGGCUCAGCUCAUACAGAGCCACUGCCAGGACUUACAGGAAGCAGAGCAACAUCUGGAAAAGGAUGAGCUGCAGUCGUGUGAGUCUGGAGUCCCAUCAGGUCGAUCCUGCCAUAAAGAACCUGAGGAGGAGGAGUGCAGCGAUGAAGAUGAACAGUUUCAGCUGCGCUCAGACGCCAUGAUGACAACUGUCCUCCAGGAGGCGCUUCACAAGUGUGAGCGGGUUCUCACACUGAUGACUGAGAGGUUUCUAGAAAUGAGCACUAACCAUCAGUCUGUGGAGGAUUCAAAAGAAGCGAUGGAGCUGAAAAGACUCCGUUCCCUCUGCGACCUGGAUCUGGAGUUUACAUCUCAGCUGGUGAAGCAGACUCACGUAUCCACCGCCACCCUGCAGGAGGUGCUGCGCCUGCUCCUACCAGCCCUGCCGGAGAGCCAACUUCUGUCCCUCAGUGACGCCGUCUACCCCAAACACUCUGCAGAACAGGAGCAUUCUGGAUUCCCUGGAGACGUGAACGCAGUCCUUCCUGUCAAGCUGCGAGGAGACGUGGUGCAGAAAAAUGCCAUGAACGUGGCUGGCUGUGCGGUGGAAGCAGAGAGACUGCAGGAACAGAGGCGGAGUCUGAUGGAAAAACUGCUCCCAUCAUCCACCCGGCUGCCCUCAAAAGACACUGAAGCUCCACUGACUGAAGGGAAAGGAAAGCAGGGCAGACUUUUGAAAACGCCACCCCCACCGCCAGAACAUCAACAGCAGGUGAAGCUGACCUCAGCAGAGGAGCUGGACUCUGCAGCAGAAGAACGGCUGUUUGUCUUUCGGGAUCCACCGGAGGCGGAUCGGGACCAAGCACAGAUCCCGAAGAGACCAAAAAAGAGGAAUUUCCUAAAUUUAAAGAAAAGUUCAGUGGCUCCAGCAGACUUUCCAUGACAUGACACCCAGACUUUCUCUUCAGUGUGUAAUGAUGGCACAGGGUGGUAAACAGUUUAUCCACUUAAAGGGUAACCAAACAGGGAAGUUGGAGGCUGACUCCACCCACAACCGAAAUUUGAAAAUCCAGUCAGAGGGGCGGGGCUUGGGGGGCAGGACUGUUACCAUUACUGGAGCUGCAGAUCAUGA
Messenger RNA from Oryzias melastigma (Indian medaka), 4677 nucleotides. RefSeq names its product limbin. Lineage: Eukaryota; Metazoa; Chordata; Actinopteri; Beloniformes; Adrianichthyidae. The transcript has 23 exons. Gene Ontology annotation, biological process: smoothened signaling pathway. The record is from RefSeq and is a predicted model, not a curated record. The coding region runs from base 514 to 4488 and encodes 1324 amino acids. Gene Ontology annotation, cellular component: plasma membrane protein complex; ciliary membrane.